AUGCUCGCCAAGCUCACUGACACGCCCGAAAACAUCGAGGCUACCACCAAAACGACCGAUGACACCAUUGACACGCUAAAAUCUUCUACCAACGAGCUCGAAUCCGCCGCCAAGGACCUAGAAUCCAAAGCCAGGGACCUAGCAUCUGCCGCAAAGGACCUAGAAUCUGCCAUCAGACUAGAGCUCAACAUCAGCAAAGUCGAUUCGAGAGUGCGCCGUAUGAAAGGCGAGCUGCAGAAGAAGCAGAGACCAGAAGAGUCAGGGCGUGUCGUCAAAAGGGUUCAGGAGAGAGACAGGGGGCAGAGGUUGCCACUAAUGGUGAAACAUACCCUUUUGCCAGAAGAAACACAAAAGAGAAUAUUGGAGGAAGCCAAGAAAAGGGUUGCAUCUGGGGACCGCACAAACCUUGGCCUGACCCCAGAUACCGACAGGUUGAGCGCUGCCAGAGCUGUACUCGAGAGCCAACGGGCAAGUUCUAGUCUUGGAGAAAAAGAAAGAUCAUCUCAUCAUAAGCUAUAA
Molecule: messenger RNA, 519 nt
Organism: Fusarium mangiferae
Lineage: Eukaryota; Fungi; Ascomycota; Sordariomycetes; Hypocreales; Nectriaceae
Exons: 1
Coding region: 1-519 (172 amino acids)
Source: RefSeq, a predicted model, not a curated record